AUGGCUGAAAAGGUUUACUUGGACGCACAGUUGUCCAGAGUUGACACAGACGAAGAUAUCGAAAAGCAACAAUUGUUUGGUGAUGAUAACAUAGUAAUCGAGAGAUCUUCGCAAUUAUUUUACGAUGGUCAAUCUGAUAGCAAGGUUCAUGGUAUAACUUCUGGUCAUGGUUCGGAUGUUAAGAACGUUGUUACUCAUACGUCAGAAUUCGAUGGUAAACAUGAUGGUAUCAGAUUGAAGAAAGCUCUAGAGGCUAGACAUGUUUCUAUGAUUGCUAUUGGUGGUUCCCUUGGUACUGGUCUUCUUAUCGGUACAGGGUCUUCUCUUGCACUUGCAGGACCAGCUGCCAUCCUUAUCGCUUAUGCGUUUGUCGGAUUGUUGGUGUUUUUCGUUAUGUCUUGUCUUGGUGAAAUGGCAGCUUAUAUCCCUCUAGAUGGGUUUACCUCAUAUUCUACUAGAUACGCAGACCCUGCCUUGGGUUUCGCAGUCGGUUACGCAUACUUGUUCAAAUACUGGAUUAUCGUUCCUAACCAAUUGACCGCUGGUGCUCUUGUCAUUCAGUACUGGGUCGAUCGUGACAAGGUGAACCCCGGUGUAUGGAUCACUAUUUUAUUGGUCGCUAUCAUUACAAUCAAUUUCUUGGGUGUUAGAUUCUUUGGUGAAAUCGAAUACUAUAUCUCUGCAGUGAAGAUUACCGUCAUGCUGGGUCUUAUCAUUUUGUUGUUGGUUCUUGCAUGUGGUGGUGGUCCAAACCAUGAGGUGUUGGGUUUCAAAUAUUGGAAAAAUCCAGGUGCAUUCAAAGAAUACUCUACUGCCAUCACUGGUGCUAAGGGUAGAUUCGUGUCGUUCGCUUCGGUUUUCGUGCUAGCCCUUUUCGCUUAUUUGGGUACUGAACUAUGUGGUAUCGUUGUCUCUGAAUGUAAGAACCCAAGAAAAGCGGUUCCAAAGGCUAUCAAAUUGACCAUGUACCGUAUUAUCGUUUUCUACUUGAUUUCCAUCUUCUUGCUUGGUAUGUGCGUGCCAUUCAAUGAUCCAUUGUUAAUUAGCGCUAAGAGUGCCAAGACAUCUGCAUCUGCAUCGCCAUUUGUCGUUGCCAUUGUUAACGCAGGUAUCCCAGUUUUGCCCCACAUCAUGAAUGCUUGUAUUUUGAUCUUUGUGUUUUCUGCUGCCAACUCUGAUCUUUACGUGGCUUCUAGAUCCCUUUACGGUUUGGCAAUUGAUAACAAGGCUCCAAGAAUCUUUGCUAAGACAAACAAACAAGGUGUGCCAUACUGGUCAUUACUGGUAGGUGUCUUAUUUGCAUUAUUAGCAUACAUGAACGUUUCUUCCGGUAGUUCUGAAGUUUUCACAUAUUUCGUCAAUUGUGUGUCUAUCUUUGGUCUACUAAGUUGGAUCUCAAUCUUGAUCACAUAUAUCAGAUUCGACAAAGCUUUCAGGGUUCAAGGUAUCGAUAAAUCAACCUUGGCUUACCAAUCGCCUUUGCAACCAUAUGGAGCUUGGUUCUCCUUAUUCUUUUGCAUUUUGAUCGGUUUGAUCAAAAACUUCCCUGCAUUCUUAGGUGACACCUUCGACUACAAGUCAUUCAUCACUGGUUACAUUGGUAUCCCAACUUACAUCAUCUCAUACAUCGGUUACAAAUUGUGGUACAAGACCAAGAUCAUCCCAUCCGAAGAAGUUGAUCUCGUCUCAUUCAAAGAAGCAGUCGAUUUGGAAGAAGAAGAAGGUAAAAUGUUAGAUGAGGAAAGAGCUGCACAUCUUGCAGCACACGGAAAGGAUCUCAAAUGGUGCUACGAAAAGAUCUUCGGCUGGGUCAUGUGA
Messenger RNA from Kluyveromyces lactis, 1818 nucleotides. RefSeq names its product dicarboxylic amino acid permease (gene DIP5). Gene Ontology annotation, cellular component: membrane. Gene Ontology annotation, molecular function: amino acid transmembrane transporter activity. Lineage: Eukaryota; Fungi; Ascomycota; Saccharomycetes; Saccharomycetales; Saccharomycetaceae. The transcript has a single exon. Gene Ontology annotation, biological process: amino acid transmembrane transport. The record is from RefSeq and is a predicted model, not a curated record. Bases 1 to 1818 code for a protein of 605 amino acids.